AUGUACUCUCGGUCUCCAUGGCCUGUUGCAUCUCCUGCUGCACCACUCUCAAGUGGUAAUCAAUCUCUUCUUGUCAUUCACGGCGAACUUCCUCUUGCCUCUGUUCUCAAGUAUUUGGAUGAGAAUUGUGUCGAUGAGACCAACAUUGUCGAUGGUGACACAGACGUCGUCAAUGGUGACGCAGACGUCGUCAAUGGUGACGCAGAUGUCGUCAAUGGUGACACAGACGUCGACGGUGAUGUAGACGUCGUCGGUGUUGACACAGAUGGUGGCACAGACGUCGUCGAUGAUGACACAAAUGGUGGCACAGACGUUGUUGAUGGUGGCACAGACACUGUUGGAGGUGACACAGACGUCGAGGUUGAGCAAAGUGUGAGACGCCCUGGAAGGGAGAUGAUUGCAAGAGCGUAG
Messenger RNA from Laccaria bicolor S238N-H82, 411 nucleotides. RefSeq lists its product as uncharacterized. The record is from RefSeq and is a predicted model, not a curated record. Bases 1 to 411 code for a protein of 136 amino acids. Lineage: Eukaryota; Fungi; Basidiomycota; Agaricomycetes; Agaricales; Hydnangiaceae. The transcript has 2 exons.